Urocitellus parryii (Arctic ground squirrel) is the source of this 2532-nucleotide messenger RNA. RefSeq names its product uroplakin 3B (gene Upk3b). The record is from RefSeq and is a predicted model, not a curated record. NCBI's taxonomy places the organism in Eukaryota, Metazoa, Chordata, Mammalia, Rodentia, Sciuridae. Gene Ontology annotation, cellular component: membrane.
UCCUGGCACCCAGGGUGCAGGAAUCUCAGACAUGCUGCCCUGCGUCCAGGUUUCCUGAGGCUGGCCCUCCUCCCCAGGGCUGGGAGGCUGGGUGGGGCCCCCUUCCUGACAUAGGCUCUGGGCCUGCCUGGUGGUCAUCUGGGGGCCCAGAGCCCAGCCAGCCCCCUCCCCCUGAUGGGCUGGACUGCUGGGGUGGGUGCUGGGCAGGGAAGCAUUCAUAUUUACAGGUCUUUCCUGCCCUCCUGGCAGCCUGACUAACCAGCUCCUCCAGGCCCAAGGUGCUGGGGGUGGGGUGCAGCCGGAGGCAGCCAGACCAGCCCCUGAGCUCCCCUUGCUCCGCUGGCCAUCAUGGGGCCCCCUGGGAGGCAGCCUCGCCCUUGCCUGCUGCUCCUCUUGGUACUGAGCUGUUUCCAAACCAGCCUGAGCCUGGAAUGGAUCCCCUACAAGCCACAGAUAACAGCCUGGAACUUGGAAGGGAAGGUCACGGCCACCACGUUCUCCCURGAGCAGCCUCGCUGUGUGUUUGAUGGGCAUGCCAACGCCAAGGACACCAUCUGGCUGGUGGUGGCCUUCACCAAUGCCUCCAGGGAUUUCCGGAACCCACAGACCCUGGCUGACAUUCCCCUCUCCCCACGGAUGCUGACCGAUCUCCACUUCAUGACGUUGCCCCUGUCCCUGGACCAGCUGCCCUGUGAGGAUCCAGUGGGUGUCAGUGGAAGCUCCCCCUUGCUACGGGUCGGCAAUGACUUCGGCUGCCACCAGCAACCCUACUGCAAUGUCCCCCUCCCUGGCCCUGGCCCUUACAGUGUCAAGUUCCUCCUAAYGGACGUCGGUGGCGCACCAAAGGCUGAGACGGAGUGGUCAGAUCCCAUCACUCUGCACCAAGGGAAGGCCCCAAGCUCCAUCGACACGUGGCCAGGGCGGCGGAGUGGCUGUAUGAUUGUAAUCGCCUCCAUCCUCUCGUCCUUGGUUGGCCUCCUGCUCCUGGCCUUCCUAGCAGCCUCUACAGUGCGCUUCUCCAGCCUGUGGUGGCCCAAGGAGGCCCCUGAGCAUCUGCGGAUCGGCUCCUUCAUGGGGAAGCGCUACGUGACCCACCACAUCCCGCCCAGUGAGGCUGCCACACUGCCUGUGGGCUGUGAGCCUGGCCUGGACCCCCUCCCCAGCCUCAGCCCCUAGCCUGUUGCCUGGGCCUGGGCCUAGUAGGCAGGGAACAAAUGCAGGGAGCGUGUUCCCCACCCCUGUGCCCACAGGCCUCCUGGGGCUCCUGGCCUCUCCCCAGCAUGCUCCAGCUUGCCAGGAUUCCCCUCCAGCAGCCCUGGGCAUCUGGAAGUGACUUUAGGAGGGGCUGUGGUCAGGCUGGGCAUCUGGCCCCGCCUCUGUCCCUGUCUCUGUUCUGCCUGACCUAUGAGCACAGCUGGAGGCACAUGGACCGGCAGCCCCAAYGCAGAGAUUGCAGACCCCAGGAGCAAACCUUCGAGAACCUGGCUCUGCCCUGGGUAGAGCCCAAGUCACCCUCUGUCACACCCUUUAGCUGCCGCUAGGGUACAGCCUUCAGAGGCAUCUCUACUGGCCCUGGAUACUGGCUCUUUCCAGUUCGCAGGGAGGGGUCCCUGGGGCUGCACCUGGGAUCCACACAGAGGCGGGCCCCAGCACAGGAGGACCCCAGAUGUGCAGAAGGUCAGACAGUGUUGAUGACAUCACGACUAUCCAGCUACAGAUUCCGGUCACCAUUUCAAAUCUCUUUGCACACACAGAUGGCUACACACUCAUCCAUUCAUCCCACAUCAUUCAUUGAGUACCUGCUGAAUGCCAUGCACAGUGUUAGACUCAGGGAAUCAGGAAGAGCAGGUCCSGAUCUCCGGGAACUCCCUGCUCUGAACCUCAGACCACCGCGUGUCCAGAGGUGACUUUCACUUGAUCCCAAACUCACACAUCCUUAGAUAAUCACCCCAGUGGACUCUCCGAGGCCCUCAAGACCCCUUCAUCAGAAAGGUUGCAAUGCAGACUCCCAAGCUUCUGUCCGCGAGGCGAGUGGUUCCCGCCAUCGCCACACGGGGGCGCCGGCGCGCSGUGGCCAGGUAGCCGAGGGCCCGCGCGCAUGCGUGCUCCUGUCCACCGCCUCAGCCCUGCGACCCCAAAGUGAUCUGUGGUCGUCGGGGCUUCCACCGGCCAAGCCAGAGAGCGUGCGGGGCAGUCCCGCUGCCGCAUGAGCCCCUACUCUGCAGGCUUCAGCCCACACAGCGGCGGCGAUUUCCUCCAGGAGAGCUGAGCCUUGGUGACAUGCGCACGCACUCCGUCCAUCCGCUGCACCCCACCCUGUGUUCCCUGGGCGCUGCUCCCGGGCCUGUCUGACCACGGCUCCCAGCACACAGGCCCUUGCCCGCCUCCUUUGGAGGUGAAUAAAUGUGGUCUGGCUUCUGCAUGACUGGAGUGAAGCCCGCUGGCAGUGGGACAAAAGCACGUGGCCCCAGCCCCCCUGAGGAGGUCCCUGGAUUGCUGUCCCUACUGGUGCUCCAUCUCUUAGGCCACAGA